Molecule: messenger RNA, 795 nt
Organism: Naegleria lovaniensis
Lineage: Eukaryota; Heterolobosea; Eutetramitea; Acrasida; Naegleriidae
Exons: 1
Coding region: 1-795 (264 amino acids)
Source: RefSeq, a predicted model, not a curated record
AUGAUGCACUCGGGACAACCCUCACAUCAUCAUCAUCAUCAAGGACUUCCACAGCAGACCAUUCCAACGACACAGCAAACACAUCCUCCUCUUCAAAAUAUUCCUCCCAUGUCGUAUCCACAAAUGAUCGAAUUGUAUAAUUAUUUGAGUUCUCAACUUUCAAAUCCGAAUUUAAUGUCUCUUAAUAACGGAAGUAAUCAUCCACAUUUUCUUUCAUCGUCCUCUGCUCAACAUCAUGCUUCCUCCGUACCAUCUCAUUCGUAUGCUCAAACAGGUACUUCUUCAUUAACACCUCAAUCCCUUCCUGAAAAUAUACAUCACUCAUCUAACAGUUUUCAACAUGUUCCCACUAUGCUCACACAUCAUCACUCCCAACCUGUAAUUUCCGACGAUACUAUAGCACUCUCUCAAGAUAUUGAUCAACUCUAUCAAGAAAUGGAACAUCUUGUCAUGUUUAAAAACAAACAAAAAGAAAUUAACAAGGCCAUUGAAACCAUAGUCAAAGAAAAGUACACUCAACAAAAGAAAGAAGAGCAGGAUAAGAAAUUGAAAAAGGAAUUAAUGAGACGAUACAAGAACCCAACGAGAAAACAACAUCAAGCUGCAACAAUCAUUCAAAAUUGGUUUCGAAAAGUGUCUUCACACCAAAAGAACAAACAAAUACAAUCUCUAAGGACAGAAAUUGAUAGUCUCAAGUAUCAACUUCAAAUGUUACGAGUGGAACAACAAACGUGCAUUCAGCUUGUGCGUUUGCUUUUUGAACAAGUUCAAUUUCUCUCUAAAGAGACGCAUUAA